Uloborus diversus is the source of this 1614-nucleotide messenger RNA. RefSeq lists its product as uncharacterized. The transcript has 3 exons. Lineage: Eukaryota; Metazoa; Arthropoda; Arachnida; Araneae; Uloboridae. The record is from RefSeq and is a predicted model, not a curated record. Bases 1 to 1614 code for a protein of 537 amino acids.
AUGACGCGUGUCAGUUUUGGCACAAGUUCCUCUCCGUUUUUGCUUAGUGCUACAAUAAAACAUCACAUAAAGAAAUAUAAAAAAGAUUAUCCAGAUGCAUUUUACAUCUUGAACAAUAAGUUAUAUGUUGACGAUCUUAUCCAUAGUCUAGAAGACGAAGAAACUGCAUUGAAAGCUCAUCUAGAAGUAAAAAGUAUUUUGAGAGAAGCUGGAUUCAACAUGAGAAAAUGGAGAACGAAUUCUGAAGCACUGGAAGUUAAAUUGCGCGAAGAAUCCAUCAACGACUCUGCCUCUUGCAAAAUUCUAGGCUACUGCUGGAACUCAAAGCAAGACCUUCUGAGCAUUGAAAAUGAAAAGCUGCUCAGUGAGAAAAGUGCACACGAUUUGAAAGCAACCAAGAGGGGUGUUAUAAGAACUGCAGGAAAAGUAUUUGAUCCUAUUGGACUGAUUUCACCAUUUACAGUACGAGGAAAGAUUCUUUUGCAAGAAAUUUGGAAGAGAAAAUUAAAUUGGGAUGAUCCGCUUCCACCGGACUUGAAGGACACCUUUCAAAAUUGGUGCGAAGAGCUAUAUUACUUAAAUGAAAUUCGAGUACCGAGGCAUUUAACUUCGAUGAACAAAAUGGAAGAAUUGUCUGAUUGGACACUUCACUGUUUUGUAGAUGCUAGUAAAAAGGCCUAUGGGGCUGUAAUUUAUGUAGGUUUCAGAGAUUCAAGUGGGAAUUAUAAUACGACGUUAGUAGCCUCAAAAUCAAGAGUUGCACCGAUACAUGACAUUACUCUUCCAAGAUUGGAGCUUCUUUCAGCGCUCAUAGGAGCAAGAUUGUUCCAGUACAUUCGAAAUAGUCUGACUCUUCCAGAAAACGUUGGAUUUUACUUCUGGUCAGAUUCCAUGAUAACAUUACACUGGAUUAAGGGAAGCACAAGAAAACUUAAAAUGUUUGUAAGAAAUAGAGUCGAAGAAAUCAAAAGGAUUUGCCUUCCUGAGUGGUGGCAUCAUUGUCCUGGAACUGAAAACCCCGCGGACUUACUAUCAAGAGGAGAAAACAUAAUUACCUUGAAGGAUAAAGAACUGUGGUGGCAAGGACCACCAUGGAUAAGGAAGAACUCUGAUCAAUUGCUAGAAAGAAUCAAUGAAGAGUCUCAUGAAGUUGAUUUUGAAUCUGAAUUUCAGGAAGCAACUAAUCUCCAUGUAAGUACGGAAUUCGGAGCUCUUUUUGAUCUACACAAAUUCAGUAAAUUCAAUAAGGUACUGAGAAUAACAUCGUGGAUUAAAAGAUUCGUCUUCAACACGAAAAAUCCUCGCGGUAAGAGAACUGAAGCGUUAACUUCGGAAGAACUUCAAUCAGCGGAGGAGUACUGGAUAAAAUUUACUCAGAUGGAAAACUUUCCUGAAGAAUAUUUGGCUUUGAGAGAAGGAAGAAGAUUGCUGACAAUUCCUCAGGCUGGUAAAGAAAUCAGCUCCUCUCUUUCCCAGCUGCUUAAAUUACGGAAGUACCAAGAAGAUCUCCUGAACAGCUUAUGGAAUAGAUGGAAAUCCUCGUAUCUUCUUGAACUAAGGUCUGCUCAUCAAUCUAAGCAGGCGCUGCUAUCAAACGGACCAGGAUGCUUAUGA